GCCUGAGGCCAGCGGUAAUUUGAUUAAUCCACCGGAGGAGUAGGCACACGCUCGGCUGCGGAUUCUGCAGUAAGAGGGCUGAAGAGACUCUGAAGAGAUGGAGACUUUAGUCUUUUUGUUCUCAUUUUCUGCCCUUGGCAUUCUUUAUGCCAUGAACACCAUACCUGAGCUUCAAGAGCCUUAUGUGAUCCUUCAGGUCGGUGUGGCCGUACUGGUGGUCGUGUUCCUGUUCUAUUUCAUCAUCACCCGUGGCAACCCACCUAAAGACCUCUUAUUCUUUGAAUUUUGCUUCACUUGUAUCAUCGACCUCACAAGUGCGUUGGAAUAUGAUGGAAUUAUUUCUGGCUUUAUGGAAUUCUAUCAGAAAACAGGAGAGCCCUACCUGGGGACGUCCUAUGCCAUAAUGAUGUGUUACUGGGAUGGAAUUGCUCAUUUUAUCAUGUACCUGAUGAUGAUCAGCAGGAUAACUGACAGGAAAGCCUAUCGUACACUGGGAUUGUUCUGGGCUGGCUCCCUGUGCGCGAACAUGAGCGUGUUUAUCAACGGAAUUGUGGCAGGUAAAUACGGGUCAGAGAUCCGUCCGGCCUUCUGGCUCAAUUUCCUCUUCCUUUUGAUGCCGGUGUUGGGAGCCAUUUCGCUGUUCACUCGACCCAAGGACAGACCACUAAUUGGUGGAUACAAUGCGCAGCACGCUCAGAGCAUGAAGCUGAUUUGGCGUCCCGCAGAUCUCCUCCUAGUCCUUCUUCUGUUGGCCUCCAUUGCUUUCACCGUCCUCAGAGGGUUGGUGGCUCUGGACUCCCCACUCGAAGCCUGCUCUGUAUAUCUGAAGCAAUUUGAGCCCUACCUGAAGGACCCUGUGGGCUUCCCCAGAGUCAUGAUGCUGCACUUGUUCUUUUAUGGUCUGCCUCUCCUGGGAGCGUUUGUUUAUGGCCUCCUUAAGCCCGGGUGCACGUGGAUGUCAGACUGGACGAUGUUCCUCGCUGGGGCCAUGAUCCAGUGCCAGUGGUCCCACAUCGGGGGGUCCCUCCACCCUCGCACCACAGCUUCAUUUCGCAUUCCCAACGACGUGUUCUGGACAGUGCUGCUCGCUAACUUGCUUUAUGCAGCCACUCCUGUUCUGGUGGCCCUGAGGGUUCAGAGCAACCCCUAUUUCUUCUUAAAAAUAGCCCCUUUUCCUGGUCAGACAGGUUUGCCAAACAGUGAGGAGAAAGAUACCAAGUACAAAGAAAAAUAAUUCUUUAUCCCUUCCGACUCUUCUCAUGGUUCAUGAGCAGCUGUUUUAUUACAAAUGCUGUGUUUGAAAAAGACAAAAUACAAGAUUAUUUUGCUCAAAACCCUUGUGUUUCAGUCAGUAUUUUUUUGCUUGUUUGACGUUCUUUUACUCGCUAAGUCGAUAAUAAAUAGUGGUACAGAGGCAGAGAGACAGGACAGAAAGUUACAUCACCAAAUGGUUGUGAAUACAGCCGAAAAAACACUAGAUUUAAUGCACCUCCAGCCUGUUGGCUCUAGUAACAGCUGCAAAGUGGUGUUUUUUAACAGGAUAAAUUUUGAUUGAAAAGCAAAAUGUGUCGCGCCCCUCUGUUCCUCAUUAAUCAUGAUGAUGAUUUCCUUUUGAUGCUGCGUUGUGUUUAUUUGAUUGGCAUUAAUCACAAUCAGGAAGGUGUUUUGCAGGCUGUAGUGUA
Molecule: messenger RNA, 1682 nt
Organism: Menidia menidia (Atlantic silverside)
Lineage: Eukaryota; Metazoa; Chordata; Actinopteri; Atheriniformes; Atherinopsidae
Source: the annotation of a GenBank genome assembly